Cantharellus anzutake is the source of this 441-nucleotide messenger RNA. RefSeq lists its product as uncharacterized. The annotation marks the transcript as partial. The record is from RefSeq and is a predicted model, not a curated record. Lineage: Eukaryota; Fungi; Basidiomycota; Agaricomycetes; Cantharellales; Hydnaceae. The transcript is spliced from 2 exons.
GUCUGUUAUAAAUGUCAUCGCAGUCUCAAACGUGGUCGCAUUCCCAAAACUGCACUGGCUAACGAUUUAUAUUUUGGCCCGAUACCAUCACAGCUCGCAGAUUUAACCAUCAUUGAGGAGGCGCUGAUCGCGAGAAGACGUGCCAAAAAGUUGGAUUGUCAUGUGAUUGUGUUCCCUGCUAAACCGGAAGCUCUGUCUCCAUUUUUACCACCUGCACUCAAAGAGGUCAUUACUCCCCUUUGUGUCGUAUUUGUUGGUCAUGUCACCCCCACCAAAGAGUGGCUAUUAAAGAAUGCGCGGCCAUUAAUAGUGAGACAGGAAAAAGUACGGCUGGCACUGGAAUGGCUAAUACACAACAACCCUCUGUAUGCGGAUGUAAUACUCCAUGAAGAACACCUCAACAGUCUGCCUGCUUUAGAUGUAGCUCCUGUUAUGAGUAAC